Molecule: messenger RNA, 1326 nt
Organism: Plectropomus leopardus (leopard coralgrouper)
Lineage: Eukaryota; Metazoa; Chordata; Actinopteri; Perciformes; Serranidae
Source: RefSeq, a predicted model, not a curated record
AGUGAGUAGAGCGUCUGCCUCAUGUAGGCUGAGUACUCUGCAGCAGCCCAGGGUUCAACUCCAGCUUACAGCCCCUUGUUGUGUGUCAUCCCUCUUCUCUCUCCCCCUUUCCUGUCACUCUCUGACUUUACUAUAAUAAAAGUCCAAAAAAAAAUCUUUAAAAAAGUACACACCAUAUUUCUUCCCAUAGAGUUGCCCACACCUUUGAAAAAGCGACGGUUGAGUCCAUUAGACGCCUGCAUGUCCGAGAGCUCGACACCCUACGGCUCCCCUUGUGCCACGCCCACCAGGGCAGACCAAUCGGAGACACCCGCAACCCCCGCCUUACUGGCCACCCCACCGCGUCCCCGAACAGAGGAGCCGAGCACAGAGCCCCCGCCCAGCACCCCAACACAGACACUUAACGCCCCUCAGGAGAGUGAAUCUUCAGUGGAAAGCUCACCAGAGGUCAGCCGGAAACCCAGCGUGCAAGAGGCCGAUCGUCCUCCUUCGUUGGUCUCCUCUCCGUGCGUCAGGGCUCCCAGUACAGAUGGACUCCCGACAGAAGCCAAGGCGUCAGUCCCUGAGAGUCCACAGCCUCCAGCUGCUGAGUCUGUGGACUGUGGAGACGACAGGGCAGACGGCGUGGUCGUAGAAGGCGGUAGUGAAGCUUCCUCAUCAGCAGAAACGUGUGCUUCCUCUUUUCCUGGCUGGAUAAAAAGCCCAGACAGAGGCCCGACUGGACCAGCUGGCCUGAACUUCUCUCCAGUCAACUCAAACUUACGGGACCUCACACCCUCACACACUCUGGAGCCUCUGGCAGCUCCCUUCAGGCCCGACGCUGCAGCCGGGGCUGCAGCAGGCGCCGCAGCAGCGACGGGGUCAUUGGUUGGCUCUCAGGCGCCCUUCAGCGAAGGCCAGGGGCAACUCUUUUACCCCUGCUCCGAGGAGGGGGGUUCACUCGGCUUCUCUCGCUCUCUCAACGGGGAUGGUUCUGGUGAGGGAGGAGGAUCGGCGCAGAAUCCACCACAGAAGAAAAAGGUUUCCCUGCUAGAAUACAGGAAGCGUCAGCGCGAAGCUCGACGCAGUGGCUCCAAGACCGAGUGCAGCUCUCCUGUUUCCACCGUGCCACCUCUGAGCAUGGACGCCUUCCCCGUCGUUGCGCUAGAGACCACCAGUGAACCUCCUCUGCCCCCGGCUCCCGCUCCUCUCUGCAACACCAACAGCAGCGCUGUUAAAGAGCCGCAGACGAGUGAGGAGGCAGAGGCGGCCGGAGAGAAAGGCGAGAAGGAAGGAGGAGAAGGACAGUGGUAUGUAUUAAAAAUACUUUAACUUUAAACAUGAAGA